CAAUGUGAUUCAUAGGUAAGUAAUGGUGCAACAGCGAUGAACUCGUUUCCGCCUCGAACUGCUACGCUUUUGUACGAAUUGGACAAAAAGCUCAUGGUUCUUUUACGUGAUGGUAGAACGCUUAUUGGAUACUUACGAAGCGUUGAUCAAUAUGCUAAUUUAUUGCUUCAGCAAACAGUUGAGCGCAUACAUGUGGGCAAAAAAUUUGGUGAUAUACCCAGAGGUGUGUUUUUGGUCAGAGGAGAAAAUGUCGUUUUACUUGGAGAGAUAGACGCCUUAAAAGAGGCUGAUCAGAUGUUUGAAAGAGUGUCGAUAGGAGACAUUUUAGCGUUACAAAAACAAGAGCAAGAUGCUAAGAUUGAAAAAGCUAAAUCUAUUGAACGGUCUUUGAAGAGAAGAGGUAUGCGAUUUCCUCCAGACCUAGUUCAAGAUGACUUUCUUUGAUAAACAUGAUAAAUUUGCAAAAGUAAACAAUCAACAAAUAGUGAUACUUUAAUGUUUUCCAAUUUUGUAGAUUUGUUAAUUAUUUUAACUUUGAAUUCUAACAAAUUAGUAACUAAAGGCUGUCAAAAUAUUUACAAUUAUAUUUUUUAUUUAAAUAGUAAGAGUAAAAAAUUGUUAGUA
Molecule: messenger RNA, 624 nt
Organism: Diuraphis noxia (Russian wheat aphid)
Lineage: Eukaryota; Metazoa; Arthropoda; Insecta; Hemiptera; Aphididae
Gene: LSm1
Product: U6 snRNA-associated Sm-like protein LSm1
Biological process (GO): deadenylation-dependent decapping of nuclear-transcribed mRNA
Cellular component (GO): Lsm1-7-Pat1 complex; P-body
Molecular function (GO): mRNA binding
Source: RefSeq, a predicted model, not a curated record